UUUGACAAGUAUUAUGAAGCUGUGGCAGGGUGUAUUGCUUCUCCAUACUAUAAUAUAUUCCCUGUGAAUCUGGUGAUGUUCACAGAAAUUAUUCUGAACAAAAAUAUAAACGCAACAUGCAACAUUUUCAUUGAUUUUACGGAGUUACCGUUCAUAUGAGGAAAUCAGUCAGUUACUCUAUGGAUCUCACAUGAAUGGGAAUACAGAUAUGCAUUUGUUGGUCAUGGAUACCUCUGUAAUUUAUGCCUGCCCGUACCAUAACCUCACCGCCACCAUGGGGGCACUCUGUUCCCAACCUUGACUUCAGCAAACUGCUCCCCCACACAACGCCAUACAUGUGGUCUGUGGGUUUGAGGCCGGUUGGACGUACUGUCAAAUUCUUUAAAACAACGUUAGAGGCGGAUUAUGGUAAAGAAAUGAACAUUCAAUUCUCUGGCAACAGCUCUGGUGGACAUUCCUGCAGUCAUCAUGACAAUUGCACACUCCCUCAACUUGAGAUCUGUGGCGUUGUGUUGUGUGACAAAACUGCACAUUUUAGUGGCCUUUAUUGUCCACAGCACAAGGUGCACCUGUGUAAUGAUCAUGCUGUUUAAUCUGUUUCUUAAUAUGCCACACCUGUCAGGUGGAUGAAUUAUCUUGGCAAAUGAGAAAUGCUCACUAACAGAGACGUAAACACAUUUGUGCACAAAUUGAGAAAAAUAAGCUUUGUGUGUGGAAUUUCUGUCAUCUUUUAUGUCAGCUCAUGAAACAUGGGACCAACACUUUACAUGUCGCGUUUUAUAUUUUUGUUCAGUAUAUGAAAGUGUGUUUUAGGCACCAAUUAACAGCGUUGCAUAGCUAGCAGAGGGGGCUCUCCUUGUAUGGGUCCUCACUGUGGAAUCUUGAAUUUAUGUGUGUCUGUUUGUAUGGAGUAGUUGGAUGGAUGUCUUUUUUCCCCCCUGGAAACCUGUCCUCUGGUACUGGGCUCUGUGAAGGGGAGGUAGGGAGGGGGAAGCUUAUCGAGGUAUGCAGUGUGUGUUCAUGGCUUCUCUUCUUCUCUGCCCUCUCUUCCUCCUUUUACCAAAGGUCUUCCACCCUGCAGCACUGCAAAGAAAGUGAAUCUUUGUGAAAUAUUAUUCUCUCCUCUGACUGAGUCAGCUCCACAAAGACUGAAGGUUUUGUUAUUGAGCAGCAGACCGAGCCCAUCUGAGGGAGAACAGGGCCCAGUAGAACUGGUCUUUCUGGGUCUGUGCAGGGAGGAGUGACGGAACUGCAGUGCGCACUGAUCCCAGGCCACUUCUGUCAGUCUGUGUGGCUCAUUUGACCCAGUCUCCAGAUUGAUACUGAUGUAACACCUGACCUGAGACCGGCCAAGUUCAAAGGUCAACAGCGUCCGUCAUGCUGCCAAAUCCCCAAAUUACUCUUAAGCACUGGAGCUAAGUAGACCACAAGACGUAUCGCUAUUAGCCUACUCCAUGGUGCUUAUCAGACUGUCUCUCAAGCUCAGGAAGGGGCAGCGUAGGCUCCCAGGAAGAGGAUGCGGUGUCCAGGGAGGCCCUUACCCUGGUAGCAGCACUGGCUGUAAUGGGAAAUCACAUUGUGUGGUUAAUCGUAUAGUGAGGCUCCAAGGUGUGUGGUCACCGGUCAUACCUCCACCUUGUGGCCUACAUUGAGAAUGUUGUUGCAGCCCUGACUAUUGCCUCAUGGGCUACAAGCAGUUUAAAAGGGAGAGACUUCGGGAUGUUAUUUUCCUAGUCAAUUGUUUUUGUGUACUGUGCUCUAGAGAUGCUUAACCGGCCGGUCACAUGGCUGUAAAUCACGGCAGGGGACCCUGAGUUCUCCUUUUAGACCAAUUUUAAUCAAGUGGCUUAAUUCUGUUUAUUUAUAUUGUCAGUCUUGUACCUUUUGGGCAGUCAGCAGUGAUAGGUCUAGAAUGAGCGGUUCAUGGCUUGUUGCCAUGUACCAUUGCUUGGUGUUUAAGGAUCGGCUAUAUCUCUUUUUUGCUGUAGUUGAGGGUUGACAGACUGUACUGAGAGAGAGAACCCCUUUUGUGCAGGGUUUAUGGAGUGGACAACGUUGGUGUUAUUACAGCUUUGAUAGUAGAAAAUGACAAGGGCAAUGCUGUUACUGUGGAAUUGCAUACAGCAUACUUUCUCUGUCCACAACCAUUGUAAUAUACUGGGAAGCCAAAAUGUUCAAUCUGGAGAUUUAAAUGAUGAUCAAGAAUCCUCCUGGUUUAGCAACCCCACCACUCGCUGUUGUACAGAACUAGUUCCUGGCUGCUUGUCACAAAAGGACUGUUUGAAAUGCACCAAUUUAAGAUUAGAAUUUUGAUUACAACAUGCGCUUAGGCUCUAGUUUUUUUCAGUUCAGAUUUACUCCAGGCAGACAAUGUGGUGUAUAGCCUAUAGGCCCAGUGUUUACAUCUGUUUUGUAUUUUACCCCCUUUACAAUUUUUGAUCUUCUCUCAUUGCUGCAACUCUCCAACGGGCUCGGGAGAGGCGAAGGUGGAGUCAUGCAUCCUCCAAAACGUGACCCGCCUAACCGCGCUCCUUAACACCUGCCGGCUUAACCCGGAAGCCAGCUGCACCAAUGUGUCGGAGGAAACACUGUUCAACUGGCGAUGAGCCAGGUGUGGCGGAUGGUGUAGGUGGAUGGAGGGACUACGGGGUGGACCCGUCCCAGUUCUCUGCCACCUUGAUGAGGACAUGUGAGCGAUUGGUGAAGGAGGGCCGCUUCACCCCCAGCAGCCCUGUGGGCAUCCUCACCUCUGGCUACUAUGAGCUCCUACAAAACAAAGUACCCCUGCUUGGGAGCAGCACAGCAUGUAUCGUGGUCCUGGACCGAAGGAGCCACCAACUGCACACGUGUAAUCUAGGUGACUCUGGUUUCCUGGUGGUGCGAGGGGGAGAGGUGGUGCACCGCUCAGACGAACAGCAGCACUACUUCAACACCCCUUUCCAGCUGUCCAUCGCUCCCCCAGGAGCAGAGGGAGUGGUACUCAGUGACAGCCCUGAGGCCGCUGAUAGUGCCUCUUUCGAUGUCCAGCUGGGUGACAUCAUCCUGACCGCCUCGGAUGGCCUCUUCGACAACAUGCCCGACUACAUGAUCCUGCAAGAGCUCAAAAAGCUCAAGAGCGCCAACUAUGACAGCAUCCAGCAGACGGCACAGAGCAUUGCAAAGCAAGCGCACGAACUGGCCUAUGACCCCAACUACAUGUCCCCUUUCGCUCAGUUUGCCUGUGACAAUGGCCUGAAUGUAAGAGGGGGGAAGCCUGAUGACAUCACGGUGCUGCUGUCCAUUGUGGCAGAAUACACAGACUAAGUGUGUGUGAUGCUUAUUGCAUCCGUUUACUUCCCGCCAUUCAAGUCUUCCACCUGCCUCAAGUGCACUGGUUCCUGUCGGACGGACUGCAGCCCCCCCCCCCCCCCCCCCCCUCAUAUCCCCUCACUGACCUUCCUAUCCCACCGCCACGAUAUGGAACACAAACUCCUCACCACAGAAUUUAGCUAUAUCUGUAUUCUUCCAUUUUGUUUUGGUACUCUAUUAUUGAGAGGAGGCAGGCAGCCAAGACUUUCUCGUGUUAAUCGUGAAGCACACGGUGUAGAACACCACACUGCUUUCUUCCCAUUCUCCGAUAUCUUACUUCAAAACAUCACUUCAUUGGGACUGCGACCGAAGUGCAGUCCUGAAUGCGGGGGGGGGGGGGGGGUUGCUUUUGCGGGGAGGGACCCGAUAUGGGGAUAGAGUUGGGCUCGGUCGCCCUGAAACAAGCAGUGGUAUUAUAAGUAAAGUAAGCCAUGGUCUGUGGUUGUUAGGGAGAUUUGAGUGUCUGUUGUAAAUGUCGUAGCUGUGUGAUGAUCUGUUCCAAGUCUGUGUGUGGCUGAAUACUAAGACUGGGGAACUGAGAGGGACUGUGUUGUUGUGGGUUUUAGAGAGGGUUGUGACUUGUAAUAAGAAAGGAUGUAGAUACAGUAUGAGUUUGGUGUUGUUGUCUUGGACUUGUAUGAAGGGGUAGUUGGCCAGUACAAUUUACUAGCACCUCUAGCAGGGAUUUCUACAGAGUGCCACCUAUAGGCUAGUCUGAAAUGUCACCACAUUGAGGUUACUGAAAAGUUCUGUCAGUGCACACAGCCUCAUGGAUUUGUAGAUAUUGUGUGUUGUGAAACAAGGCGGAGUGUGUCUUCACUUUGACGCUGAUAAGGAUGCAAAGGAUGAUCAUUUUGCUUUGUGACAGAUGUAUACGAACGAGCAUUCACAAUCUAUAAAGGUAAAUAUUCUCAAUCCCUCCCUUCUGUGGGCCGAAAGAACCACGACAUUGACACGUUCGACCCGGUAGUAGUGUGUCAGAACUAUGACAGCAUGACUGCGUGGCAUGUCUUUGUCGGCGUGUGUGUGUGUGUGCGUGCGUGCGCAGUAAGUGGGUGUAGGUUCUUGUAUGAAUGUCUUUGCUGUUGAUACAUGUUAACUUGCAAAGCUAAUGCUAGCAUCUGGGAAUGCUUUCAACCAAACCAAUAGGGCAGGUAUGAAUUAUAUAUAUAAAAAAACAAAGAUUUAUUUUUAUAACUUUAAUGUUAUUAGUUUGAGAGCCAUGAUGUGACGGUUGAAAUGUGUCAUCCAACAUGGAUUCACCGUGUGAUUCUUUUGUGACGCCUUAUAUAGCUCCAUGGAUGGCAAAUAUGAAUCAUACCAUCUUACUACUCAGUAGGAAUCAUACCAUCUUACUACUCAGUAGGAAUCAUACCAUCUUACUACUCAGCAGGAAUCAUACCAUCUUACUACUCAGUAGGAAUCAUAUGUAGUCUGUGUGGUGGGUGUCAUCUCUAAAAAAAUAUUUUUUCUGUCUCCCAAUAAUGAUUUACUUGCUGCUUUUAUUUUGUCAUUUCAAUGUGUUUGACUGUACCUUAUUUAUGUGAAUGGUGUGUGCGCCAUUUUGUUAUUUUUGAUCAUCCUGUACUGGUCUUGGCAUGCUGUUGAGUCUUCUGCAUAAUAGCAGACUACACACACCUCUCUUUAUUGUUAGCCAGUGUUUGCUCUGUUAUGAUUAUGAAGCCAGUGCACCAAAGAGGAAUAUUCACUAUCUUUGCCCCAUUGAUUUCAUCUGGGUUUGGAGUAAAACAUGCACCAAUACUGUAACACAAAUUGUCUCUGUAUUUUCACAUUGAGAGCAUAUCUGUCAAUCUGUUUGACAGGUAAUUUGUCAUUUUGCUUGUGGGGAAUGAUGCUAGGUUGUAUUUUCGGUGCAAAACAGUCAGAAGACCACUAAGGUGUCUUUUUAUUUGUGCCUAAAAUGCAAUGUGACCAGAACAGGGGCUUGGUCGUAUUGGCUUCUCUAGUUGUAUGUGACAGGUAGUCUGUGAGCAACAAACUACAAUGCAGGCUUUUGAAUCCUUAAAGAAACCAAAGAAGGAGAGCCGAACUUCACAAGUGUGACCAGGGUACAGCUUCUAAUCUAAAACCUGCAGUCAGGCUAACAUAGUGUAAUGGAGACCAAUUAAGUUGUCACUAUUUAUCAUCUUUCUUAGUUUUGCAUAAAAAUAAUUUAAAAGAACAUCAAGCAACCAUACAGGCAAGAUCAAUGGGUACAAUUAAAUGUAUGUUUGUGUACUAAAUACGAUUUCAAUUUGGUUUAAGUUAAUUUUCUGUAGCCUUUGACUUCAUUUCAUGAAUAUCGUCUGUCCUAUGCAUUCUGUAUUUGCAUGACAAGCUGUCUUUGUCCCAGCUAUUUGAACUACUGGAAUUUGCUUACCUGCAAAGGUGCCCCUGUCACUCACAGCUUGCCUCGCCUCCAAAUGUCUGGUCAGCUCCCCUUAAUUUAAAACUUCAAACACUUAAACAUGCACCAACGUUCAUUGGUCAUUCUCAUAUUUCCAGUUUGCUCUUUCUGACAGUCUGUGGGGGUGCACUGUGUUAAUUAAUAAUUACCUGAUCUGAUUUUGAGACAGUCAACCUCUAUGGUUUAAGGACACUCUGUGUUGAAGCAGGAAGGGCGAGGCAGGUUGAAGUGCUUUUUAUUGAUAAUGGUGAGCACCGAUUCCGCCUUAACAAAUAGAUGUAUCUUGUAUGUUGCUCAAUGUCAAUUAAGUCCCUCUAAUUCUGUCCACACUCAUGACAGUUUUUCAAUGGUGCUUCUGCUGUCAAGACAAGGUCUGUGUGUUUUUCUCUAAGCAAUGUUUGUGAGUUACAUGUGUGUGCGCAAUGUAAUAAUGCAGGACUAGGUUCUGUAAAUAUGUUUUCAAAGUUGCAAAAUAUUUAAAUAAAGAAUAUAGUAUUUAUACUAAGA
Molecule: messenger RNA, 6262 nt
Organism: Salvelinus fontinalis (brook trout)
Lineage: Eukaryota; Metazoa; Chordata; Actinopteri; Salmoniformes; Salmonidae
Product: protein phosphatase PTC7 homolog
Exons: 6
Coding region: 2572-3303 (243 amino acids)
Source: RefSeq, a predicted model, not a curated record